Molecule: messenger RNA, 2283 nt
Organism: Cyclospora cayetanensis
Lineage: Eukaryota; Apicomplexa; Conoidasida; Eucoccidiorida; Eimeriidae
Product: AF4/FMR2 family member 4
Exons: 1
Coding region: 1-2283 (760 amino acids)
Source: RefSeq, a predicted model, not a curated record
AUGGAUUUGCUGGAUGUGAUUGUUGGCCUUCCGAAAACGAAUGUCACGAAGGCACUGCACCAUACACCGCGUGCGCUGUCUCAGGAGGAGAAGCGGCGGCGUCUUCUCCAGCAGCAGCAAGGCCAUAACCACGAGCAACACAUGCUGAAGGAAAGGCAGUCCAAAAAUGCCGAAGCACGUCAACAGCAUAAGCAGGAGCAGGAGCAGCUUAGGCAUAAGCAGGAGCAGCAAAAGCAGGAGCUGCAGCAGGAGCGGCAGCAGAUCGUGAAGCAGCUAAUCACGGCAAACCGCAGUGCUCUCUUGGACCGUCAGGCUCAGAAAGAGGUUCGUGUUUUGACCAAGCGGCUGUUGAAGGUUGAGGAUCAUUUGCAGUUGCUGCAGGCGGGGAAGCCUAUUGCAUCCGACGUUGGCAGCAACAGCAGCAGCCCUGCAGCUGCGGGUUGCCUAGGCCAGGCGAGCAGUGCUGGCAACGGCAGCAGCAACAGCAGCAGCAGCAACGGCAGCAGCAGCAGCAGCAGCAGCAGCAGCACCGUUUCAAAGGAUGAAGUCCAUAGGAGCGUUCACGCAGCUCUGCAGCAGCAGCUGCAGAAGCGGCAGCAAGAGUUGUUGGAGCAGCGGCACCAGCUGGAGGAGGCUGUACAGCGUCUCAAGCGGCAGGGGAAGUUGUCUAAGGGAGCAGCAUCAGCAGCAGCAGGAGCCGCUGCUGCUGCUGCUGCUGCUGUCAGACUGCCCGUGGCGAACCGUGUGGGUUCUGGUGUGCCUUGGGAUGGAGGCAGCAGCGGCAUUCGUAAUUCCAGCAGCAGGAGCAGCUGGACGGUGCAGCGAGGCGUCAGCAGCAAGUCGAAGAAUACACCUCGAAUGCAUCCCUUCUUCAGCAGCAGCAGUCAUAGCAGCAGCAGCAGUAGGGGCGGCACUGGCACGGUGAUAGUGAAGAGGGAAGGCGGCAUGAAGGUUAUUCGACACAUCUGCAGCACGUUAGCGGACAGAAGCAAUCCAGAUGUUCGCUUGCUGCGCCAGCGUCCUCCAGACUUCGAGAGGGGGGAAGGGGGGGUGUCUUGCGAGGCUCUCAAGGCUGCAACAGCCGCUGCAGAAGCAGCAGCAGCAGCGGCAGCAGCGGCAAGCAUGUCAGCUUCAUCCAGAGCUGCUGGAAGUGCUGCUUUGCGAGCAAAAACGCUUCAAGAAGCUUCAAAAACGGAUGCAGAUAUCGAUAUAGUCAAAGGUGUACGGCCGUGGACGCCCACCACGCAAAAGAUUUCACAACAGCCUCGAUGUCUGACUCCUUCGCAGCAGCAGAAGGAGACGCCAGCGCGGAGUCUUCAAGAUGAACAGCACGAGCGCACGCAGCUGAACGAGGCGCGUUCAGCGACUGGAAUAUUCGCCUCAAAGGAGCGAGAGCAGCAGCAGCAGGAGCACGAACAGGAUCAGGAGCAAGAGCUGGAAGAGCAGCAGCAGAGAACUAAGGCACGUUCUAGCGGCCAGUCUAACGCACCAAGUAAGCGUAAGAAUUUGCUUCUUACCGUGGCGGGGAACAAGCAAGCCUUGCAGCGUCAGCGGCAGCGGCAGCUGAUGCUGCAGAAGCUGCUCAAGGAGAAGCAACAGCAAGAGCAGCUGUUGCAGACGCAGCCUCACGCCAAGGAAAGUGUGGUCUCCUUUCAACCGUCGCGCGUGCUGCAGCCACGGCAGCAGCGAGGGGUUGCCUACUCUGCGCAGCCGCUGCAGCAGGCAAGUCUGCCUUCUCAAAAGCUGCCUUCUCAAAAGCUGCCUUCUCAAAAGGGUUUGACUUUGCCUCCAAGUGCGCGUCUGUCGGUAAGCUUGCCAAAGGGAGCGCUGUCGAAGCAGCUGCUGAGGCAGCGGCAGCAAGUUCAGCAGCGUCUUGGGAUCGCACGCCUCCCCCCGCGUCAGGGUAGAGCAGAGGGGGAAGCCUCAGGAGAGAAUAGCUGCUGCUGCAGCGAGGAGGGGGAGUGGGGUGAAGAGGACGAUCCUGCAGAUUCUGACAUGGAUUCGUUCAUCGAUGAUGACGAGCUGGAGGGCGAAGACGCUGCAGGAGAGCGUGGCGAUGGCAAGACGCUUCAAGAGACUGACUGGCGUGCUGAAAUCAGGGCAGUCACGCGCUAUGAUCCCUCCGCAUACGCGCACUUGGACUGGGAAGAAUGUGUAGAAAGCAGCUUCCAGCAGCAGGCGGAGGAGGAGAGGCGAAGUAGGAUGCUUGCGGACGAAGAGGACAGACGCGAGCUGAUGCUUCUGCAGCAGCAGAAAAAGAGACGUCUCUGUAGCGCUUCUUAG